CAUUUUGAUCCUGAGCAGCUCUCAUACGUGAAACCAUCAGAAGAUAGACCGAAUGAUCGUCAGCCAUAUGCUGUUCGCCAUGAGAGGCUCGAGCACCGCUGUUCUGGGAGCUUGUUGGGCAAUGGUGUACGCAUGAGCUGUGGUGGGGUUUCUACACGGUCUGUUUUGAUGCGACCAUUGUGAGGCUUGCUCACUAUUGCCGCAGCAUCACCGCAAUAAAGAGUACAAUCACAUACCGUGUAUGCAGUGCUACCGCGGAGGUAGUAAUGCAGUUGAUCUUUGAUCACCCUUUGCUGAAGUCAGUUCGCUGCGAUGAGAAGUCGUGUAGGAAUUGUCCUGUCUCUCUCGCUCCUCUGGGCCUCUCUGCGGGCAUCAGCUCUCACACUCGUGAACAUCACUGUGGACGACAACGACCCUAGCGUCAUCUACGCGCCAUCUGACGACUGGAGCUUUGGACCGAGCUGUUCUACGUGCACGGCGCGCGUAGACGCGAGUCAGGCCUUCAACGGGACAUGGCACGACACGCUUUUCUCCCCGAGUGAUCCGAGCGAGGACGAGACUCAGACUGCCGAGCUUUCCUUCAUUGGCUCUGCGAUCUAUGUUUACGGCAUCCUCUCAAAUGCAAUGAACAACCCGAGCGGAAACGCGGAUCAGGUGUUUUUCGUCGAUGGUGUACGCGCUGGGAACUUCACGCACACGCCGAGCGGUGAUGGGUCGUUCGAGUACAGCGUUCUCCUCUUCUCAGCCCAGCUUCCGAACGGUUCGCAUAACCUGACGCUCCAGAAUGGCCAGCCAACCGACGUUUCGUCGUUGAUUCUGCUGGACUACUUUGUGUACACGACUGCCGGAAUCGUUACUGCGCCCUCCAGCUCAAGCAACAGCAUCUCGACGUCAGCAUCAACUUCGGUUGCGUCAACAGGACAAGUUGUGUCUUCAACUCCAUCGUCUCCACCAGCUGCCUCUUCCAGCGCCUCGGGCAACGCAUCCGGAAGUUCAGCGUCGAGACGGAGAACCAUCAUCAUCGUGGUUGUCGUGAUAUGCAUUGCUGUAGUUGCGUUGCUCGCACUGUUCGUCUUAUUACGACAUCGCCGAUUCUCAAGGCGCAACAUGACAGACCCCUCAGCAUUCCCGCCGGAGGCUUUCUCGAUCAACCCUACGAUCCGCGACGGCUGUCUCUGCGCCGCGCAAAGGUGCUCUCCAGUACCACAGCAUACUGACAGAGGUGUCAGCUCCGGAAAGCUCUGUUGUCCCGCCGACGGACGAGAGCGAGUCCUCAGUCGCGCCACUUCUGGCUAUGCCCACGGCCGUGCCAGCUCCAUCAUCUCUGUCGCACACAGGCAUCGCGUAUCCGCCUGUGCCUGGACUUGCGCCUCCAGGCACAAUGCCCUCCGCACACGCGGGUGGGGCGUUCUCGCCUGUCAUGUUCUCACCCUUCUCGUCGGACGCGGCGCAGCACGGUUGGUCUCUUGCGUUCGUGCGCACGGGCGCGCCGAUGGGAGACGCGUCCGAGGGCGGGCUGCCGCCGUACGAAGUGGGUACUCCUGGAGGGGUGGCUGUGUAGCCGAAUAGCGGGAAAGCCGUGCCGUCUAUGUGAAGUCCCGAUGGAAAUGCCGGAUUUCCAUCUCUAGAUUCAUGGUUCCCGUUAUGGUUUCUGCUAAUUUCGGGGGCUCGUUUGUCUGAUUCACAUCGCUGGCGGACGGAUGUCGGUGGUCGCGAGACCCUGUCUAGUUCCC
This is a messenger RNA of Phanerochaete carnosa HHB-10118-sp, 1733 nucleotides long. RefSeq lists its product as uncharacterized. The coding region runs from base 313 to 1569 and encodes 418 amino acids. The transcript is spliced from 7 exons. The record is from RefSeq and is a predicted model, not a curated record. NCBI's taxonomy places the organism in Eukaryota, Fungi, Basidiomycota, Agaricomycetes, Polyporales, Phanerochaetaceae.